CAACAACAACAGCAUCAGCAGCAACACCAGCAGCAGCAGGAGGUUCCCAAUGACUUGUUAGUUUGUUCUCUACGUUUGCUUGCUGUCGUCGUUGUUGUUGUUGUUGCUGUUGCUCUUGUUGUCGUUGUUGUGUGCGUUGAUGUCGUUCUUCACUUAAAGGACAAUGAUGACAUCGACGAUGACGCCGGUCUACACGACGACGACGACGACGACGACGACCAACACCACAGCUGCGACGACGACGCUUACCAGACUACGUACGACUAUGAUGAUGCUUAUGAUGACGGCGAUUAUGAUGAUGACUAUGAUGGUGAUGAGCACGUGUAAUGCUCGCGUCUUGGCAUUUUACAAUGGACCGUGUUUAUAACCGCUGUUCGCAUCGCUGACCACUUCAGCCCCAAUAUUUCAUGACAGGCAAAGCUAAGGUCACAGCCUGGAAUCGAAUUCGAAAUCUUGGGAAAAAUCGCUGAAGUUUAUUUUUACCCAAGCUUUAGAAAUUGUUUGGGAAUGUCAAUAAAUUUUUGGUGACUGUUGACUGUAAAGUUUACAAAUCAUGAAGCUUAGUCGCAAGCUUCACAGCGGGGCGGCUCCAGCCUCGUCAGACAACCAAGAACUAAACGAGCAACAACAGACAACUGACUGCCAAUCUGAUGCUCAACCGUUACUGGCAGAUGAAGUAAACAAUGAUAUAGUUACCGAAUUCUUUUCUUCUACAUUGCAAGCACGCUCUAAUAUAUUAAAUGGCAGCCUAGGCCCAUUACACUUACCUCCGCACAGGAGCAUCACAUCCCCUCAACACCCAACUCAGGAUCUUCUGGAAACUUUAAACAUGCACCAAUAUCAAGGCCAAAAGCUGGCAGCAGCCAGACGAAAACAGAAACGGCAACAAGAAAUCCUCGCCCAAAACAGCGAGCAUAUUCGACAAAUAGGUGAAAAAUUACAGAAACCGCGUUCAAGUGUCGAUGCUGGCCUUCCGGCCAACGGAGCAGCGUCUUCGUCGUCAGCAUCGUCAUCUCCUUCGUCGUCGUCAUUCUCAUCGUCACCAUCACCAUCAUCUUUUUCAUCACCACAACCACCUCAAUGACGAAUGAAGAAGCAAAUAGCUAGCUAGCUAGCUAGCGAGCUUGCUAACGUGGACUGUAAAGCAGCCAUUAUCAUGUUCGGAUGACUGUCCACAAUGGCGUACAGUUACCCGAAUUUGGAACUAAUUUAAUAUUCGUUAGAAAAUGAACGAAAAUAUCAUCAAUCUGUUUGUGAGUUUGCCUCUCUUUUGCGUGUAUCGCUUCCUUCUCGAUUCUGUCACCAAACAAAGGAAGACGUAUCAACCAACACACCAUACACAUACAAUGACAAAACAAAUAGCCUCUUCUCGGUAUAUAUAUUCACAUAUAUACAUACACAGACAUGGACGAAGACCUACGGAAACUCUUAAAACGGAUAUAAAACACAGAGUUCAAAUAUUGAUGCGUGCGCAUGUGAAUUACUGAAAGCGAUUUUUGAGCGUGUAUGUAUGUGAGUGUGUUGAAAAUUCGCGUCAUGUUCAUUAGCAAACAAGUCCACUUCUAUACGUCUCGAUACACACUUAACGGUACGAUUACAAAUGUGUCCUCUGUGUUGAUUUUAUAAACACUUCCGCACACAUUCCAUAUCUCGAAAUCUCUAUUUCCCUGAGACGAAGAUUUACUCAGUCACCUACAUAUAUAUAUAUAUAUAUGUACGUAUGGAUAUGCAUGUAUAUUAUAUGUUCACACUUGUAUAAUGUAAAUGUAUGAAUGUAAGGGUGUUCCAGCCUAGAUAAUUGAUAUAAUGGCUUUUCUGUAUUUUGAAUUUCCAGGAUUCUAAAUUGGGUCUUGUACUAAAAACGGAAUUUGACAAUAAAAUGUAUUUAUAAUCUGCAA
Molecule: messenger RNA, 1898 nt
Organism: Octopus sinensis (East Asian common octopus)
Lineage: Eukaryota; Metazoa; Mollusca; Cephalopoda; Octopoda; Octopodidae
Product: zinc finger and BTB domain-containing protein 4-like
Exons: 7
Coding region: 554-1084 (176 amino acids)
Source: RefSeq, a predicted model, not a curated record